Messenger RNA from Mercurialis annua (annual mercury), 1297 nucleotides. Its product is annotated as ras-related protein RABC2a-like. The coding region runs from base 375 to 1040 and encodes 221 amino acids. The transcript has 6 exons. The record is from RefSeq and is a predicted model, not a curated record. Gene Ontology annotation, molecular function: GTPase activity; GTP binding. Lineage: Eukaryota; Viridiplantae; Streptophyta; Magnoliopsida; Malpighiales; Euphorbiaceae.
UUUCUUGUUAGAACAAAAUGAAAAUAAAAACAGAAGUGAAGUAAAGUAAAGAAUAACGUUGGUGUCAGGUCUUCCCUCUCAAGUAAUAGCCGUUUUCUUCAGCUUCUCUCUCUAGAAAUGAUGCCAUUACUUUUUAUUGCUCCUUAUAUUUAUAUAUAAAUGCUUUAUAACUAUUAACAUCUCAUUGCUUUUUCACUGUACUUUUUAGAGAGAGAGAGAGAGGGGAAAAGCACCCAGAAGUCUUGAUCAUCAUUACAGACAACGGGGAGAAAAGGGUUGAAUUUUUGUUGAAAACCCAGAAAAAAGAGAUAAAAAAGAAGAAAACUUGUUUAAAAAAAUUUUGGUGGGUUUUUUUUUGGGUUUGGAUAUUAGUUAUGGGAUCAUCUUCAGGUCAAGGUGGUGGUGGUGGUGGUAGUGGUGGUGGUUAUGAUCUUUCGUUUAAGAUCUUGUUGAUCGGAGAUUCUGGUGUGGGUAAAAGUAGUCUGCUUGUUAGUUUCAUUUCUAAUUCUGUUGAGGAUCUUGCUCCUACUAUUGGUGUGGAUUUUAAGAUCAAGCAGCUAAUAGUUGAUGGGAAGAGAUUGAAGCUGACAAUUUGGGAUACUGCCGGACAAGAGAGAUUCAGAACAUUAACAAGCUCUUAUUAUAGAAACGCACAAGGGAUCAUUCUCGCUUACGAUGUGACACGGAGAGAAACCUUUACAAACUUGUCAGACGUGUGGGCUAAAGAAGUCGACCUCUACCGAACGAAUAAGGACUGCGUAAAGAUGCUUGUUGGAAAUAAACUUGAUAGAGAGUCUGAAAGAGCUGUUAGUAGAGAAGAGGGGAUGGCUCUUGCUAAAGAGCACGGAUGUACAUUUCUCGAAUGUAGUGCUAAAACUAGAGAAAAUGUGGAGAAAUGUUUUGAAGAGCUUGCACUCAAGAUAAUGGAAGUUCCAAGUCUUUUGGAAGAAGGAUUAACAGCAGUGAAGAAAAAGGUUAUAAAUCAGAAACAAGAAAACCAACCACCUUCUACAUCUAACACUGGCUGUUGCUCUUCUUAACAAGCUGAAACAAAAGGAGGCCCUAUUUUACUUGUGUUCUUUUUUUUUUACAGCUAAAAAAUUGUGUUAAGAGUUGCUUUUGAUUGCUUGUAUGCUUUUGAACAGGCACUCAAAAUAAUCAUUUAUAUUAGCUUGUGUAUAGUUGUUUGCCUUUGUUUUUGCUGCCCAAUAUUCAAUCCUGUCAAGGAGAAAGAAACAAAAUUGAUUGUACUUUAUUGAUCAAGUUAAAUGUGAGUUUUUUUUAAUAUUCUGAUUUA